This is a messenger RNA of Paramacrobiotus metropolitanus, 1791 nucleotides long. RefSeq lists its product as uncharacterized. The transcript has 4 exons. The record is from RefSeq and is a predicted model, not a curated record. Bases 1 to 1773 code for a protein of 590 amino acids. Lineage: Eukaryota; Metazoa; Tardigrada; Eutardigrada; Parachela; Macrobiotidae.
AUGGACGAGGUGUCUGUUCAGCGCUUCGGUUAUCCUUUGGCGGAACGGCGACGUACGGGCCACAGUGUGGCGUGCGCCAACACCGUCAUGAUCCCCGUGAAACUGACCGAGAACGACGCCAGUGAGGUGUGGUGUUUGGGAUUCAUCGAGGAUAUGAGGGGCGACGAGAUGUACAUCAGCUUCCACUGCACUAAACUGCCGCCGCGAUGGCUCCCGUCCAGCAAAGUGUUCCCUCACGUCAUCUGUUUGUAUUACCCGAACGACAAGCAGGUGCUGGUGGCACUGCGGGCCAGCGCGACCGAUCCGCUGGUAUUCGAAGCGGCGUCCCUGUUGUUGGCGUGUCCCGGAACGCCACAAUACCACCGCGACGGACGGGUGUGCUACGUGGAGACCAUCGCGGGCGGCUGCCGGCACCUCGUACACGAGCUGCAGAUCGCUGAACAGCGGCCGCAACGUCCCUUGUCGGAGGCGUCCGGACGGGAGGGACGGUAUGUCAAGCACUGCCUGCCCCUGCCCGCGGGGCUAGCCGACGAGGCUGUAACCCGGGGCGGUGGCGAUGGUGGCCUCAGCAUGGAUGAGAACCGCGUAUACUACGAACUGCAACGCUCCCGCCACGAUCGUCAAUUUGGAAAUUAUGAAAUUACUAUGGCCAGCGGCUACGGGAACCGAUUCUUCUUUCAUGGGCAGAGCAACGCCGCAGUGAGGAUUAUCUGCUGGGAACAGGGCGAAUGUUUCUGGACUCCAGAGCUGCUAACCCGCGCCCUCCACCGAUGUGUGGAGAGCGGAGCGCUGGCAGUGGCAGUGAAUCCUCUGAUACAACAACCACAAUGUUCAAACGACCCGGACACGGUAGCCACGAUAUCUCGCUUGCCCUUGGAAAUAAUCGCGCAAGUCGUUGAGCUGACGGAUGUCGUCACCCAGGCCAAGCUGAAAAGGGUCAGUCCCGUGUGGAACGCGGUGUUGGUCGGCUCCACAUACGAUCGGCUGCUAAUCGACUUCAGUCUGCGCGUGGACAGCGUGGACUGCAGCAGCGACAUGUGGCGGCUGGGCCAGCUGCUGUACCACACCCUAAACGCCGGUGUCCGCACGCUGGUCCUGACGCAGUGGACGCCGGGUCUGCGCGUGCACGGCCACGAGUGGAGCAGCCUGAAGAACGAUGUGACGGUGGUGUGCGGUCUGCUGCGCGUCACUGCCACCGCCCCCCUCCGCCGCAUCAUCCUGCACCGCUGCGUCGUCGACGUGGAACUGGGCUCGCCGGAGCAUUCGCGCCGCGAACUGCGCUCCCUGUCCAAGCUGAUGGAGGUCUGCCGACAGCUUCUCCUCGUCGACUACACCAUGAACAACACUCUGCAGGCCCUGUCCAACGUGCCGUCCACCUGCACCCAUCGCUGCCGCUGUCGGCGGCGCCACCCGCGGCCACCGCUCUCCGUCGCCGUGACCUUUCUGCGCUUCGACGACGGGCAGUCCGCCACUGCCCAGUACGACGCCCUGUUAGCGGCCAUCGUGCAGCGGCUACCGGCCCCGUCGCCGGACCUCCUCCGCGCGGUGACCGCGCUGUGCUCCUACUGGAGCACGGCGGAGCCGGGAACAGAUUCCGGAACGAAUUCCGGCUUUCUUCGUCGACUACUACAUCUGUCGGAACCGCUGGAUCCAGCCCAUCCCAACGUUUCGCCGUGGGCGCAUGUCGGGUUCGUCCCGACGCCGGUUUCGGAGUUCAACCGAUUGACCCUCGUGGCGCUGUCGGCAUUGUGGUGCAUAGAUAGCGACUCGUGAGGCGCUGCACAUGCCCAC